This is a messenger RNA of Ziziphus jujuba (common jujube), 2872 nucleotides long. Its product is annotated as probable E3 ubiquitin-protein ligase RHG1A. The record is from RefSeq and is a predicted model, not a curated record. NCBI's taxonomy places the organism in Eukaryota, Viridiplantae, Streptophyta, Magnoliopsida, Rosales, Rhamnaceae. Gene Ontology annotation, molecular function: ubiquitin protein ligase activity. The transcript is spliced from 6 exons. Bases 419 to 2560 code for a protein of 713 amino acids.
UUGGGUUAUUUUGUAAAUUAAACGUUACUGUCCUCUUUAAUCUCCCUUCCUUUCCCUUUCUCUACAUUGCGUUUCUCAUCUCAUAUUGUCCACCCAAAGGGCCAAACCCUCUCUCUUUCUCUACCAUUUGCUCAGUGGGUUCUGUUUUCACACCUCUUUCUUUUCUCGAGAAAGGAAAGGAAAUUAUUUAUUUUUAUUUUUAUUUUUUCAAGAGAAAGAGCUGCUCCUCAGAUUAAAGAGGUUUUUUCUCAUCAUCUUCCCGGAAAUUCCAGGCCUGUUUUUGGUUUUCUGCUUCAUAUUUUUUAGAUAGAUCGGUGCCUUCAUCUGGAUAUCCUAAAGUGUACAUGACAAUUUGUUUUCGCUGAAGAUCAGUCUGACUUUUAUUCUGUAAGUUACUAGGAUAUUUAUAUUUGCCCUAAUGCAAGGGCAGAGAGGUACUAUUGGUUCCUUGCCUGAAACCCUUGACUUUGACCAUGGAGCUACGUCAAACAAUGCUGCUUUAGAUCAGCAGAUAUGCUGGAAUAAUUUGCGAAAUCCUGCAGAUAAUCGAAUGCCAGACUAUAUGCUAUCACCAAGUGAUAUGAACAUUACACUUGUGAAUUCUAUGAGCCGUGAACGACAGAGCAGACGGUGCUUAGGUGAACCCAGUUCUAGUAACACACAGAAUGAAGUUAGUCUUGAUGAGCGGAAAACGGAACUUGGAUGGUCAUCUUCAAUAAGUCCUUGUGCUGUAUCUGGUCCAAGGUUAGAAGAACGACGUUGUGCACCUACUAGUAACCUCUCACUAGAUAAUAAUUCGAACCAUGUGUUUACACAAAGUUCCAGUUCUGAUGCAAUCCCUCAGAAUCUCAACUUAAAUGCAAGUUUUGUGGGUCAUAGCAGUGAGAAUACUCAAGUCAUGGAGUGUCCUAAUUCAUUCAAGUGUGUUGUGUCUGAAAAUGAGCAGAUUCAUCCUGCCAGUGGUUCUGAUCCUUUUCUGCUUCCUUCUCGAGGUGCUGGAUUUUUGGUGGGAGAGAAUGAUGGUAGACCAGGUUGUUCAUUGGAGGGACGACGGGCAUCUUGUAAAAGAAAAGCUAUAGAGGGAAAUGUUGGACAAUCUUCUGUAAGUGGAAGUUGUAGCUACUAUCAGCAUGCAGAAAGUAGUGCAAGGCCUGGAGUUCCUACCCGCUAUAAUGCUGGCAGCGGUCUAAGCGUAUCUGCUUCAUCAGAACAGUGGAACCCAAUACUUGGGUUAGGUGGGAGAGAAGUAACUUCUGACAACCUUCCUGAUUCUAGUGUGUCUGGAAGCUCUGAAAGCUCCCAUAGAAACUUCCGUGUUAGGACAAAUCCUUCGAAUCAACAAAAUUCUAUUUCUCCUUCUAUAUUCUCAACGGGGAGGACGGUUAGGCAUUCAAGUGUUAUGUCAUCCCAAUUGUCUCCAAGUCUUCUUCCUGUGGAUCAUAAUAUGGACUUACGUCCAGCCCCUGCAGUAGAUAGUAUGAGUGCUCAAAGCCAGCCUCCUGCCAUUCAUGUUCCUCCUUUACCGCAAAAUAUGCAAUCAUUAAGGUGGAGUGGAGGUUCUAGCUCAAGAACUGGAAAUUCAUCAAGCUCUAUGGUUCAUGGAGAUAGAGAUGCCCCAGCACGUGAGGAAUUGAGCUCUAGAAGCCUUGCAAGAAAUAUGUUGGAUCAUUCCAUAUUUGUACCUGUUACAGAACUUAGAAAUUUGGUUCGACAUCCGGCAGGGCGAACUUUAACUGGUGGAAAUAUUAGUAUCCCUGGAAAUGUGCCUCCUGCAUCUCGGCCCAGCUCAAGUUCAAGUGCCCAUCCAUCGCCUGCUCCUGCCUGGGUUCCUCAUCACAAUUCUCCUCCUCAAUAUCCACGUAGAAUAUCAGAAUAUGUUCGUCGAACCUUGUUUUCUUCUGCUGGAACUGAGUCUGGGAGCCAGAGCAGUAGCUAUCUGCCAAUGCGUUCUGGUCACCCUGCUUCCUCCCAGGAGAUGGUGCUUCCAUCUGGAGCUGGUAAUCAGGGUUAUCAUCAAGCACACCCAAGGUCAGCAUCAUGGAUGGAGAGACAAAAUGAUGGUGGACUUGGAAUUCACUAUUCGCUACGAUCUUUGGCUGCUGGCGGUGAAGGAAGCAACAGGAUUGUAUCUGAGAUUCGCAAUGUCUUUGGUCUCAUGCGAAGGGGUGGUGAGAGCUUACGGUUUGAGGAUGUUAUGAUUCUUGACCAGUCGGUAUUUUUUGGGGUGGCUGAUAUUCACGAUCGGCAUAGAGACAUGCGACUUGAUGUUGAUAACAUGUCUUAUGAGGAGUUAUUGGCUCUGGAAGAGCGCAUAGGAAAUGUGAGCACUGGAUUGAGUGAAGAAACUAUACGAAAUCGUCUGAAACAGAAGAAAUAUUCUGUAGCUGUAGUAUCUCAAUUGGAGGCAGAACCGUGCUGUAUAUGUCAGGAAGAUUAUAAUGAAGGAGAAGAUCUUGGAACGCUUGAAUGCGGCCAUGAUUUCCAUUCUGACUGUAUUAAACAGUGGCUGAUGCACAAGAAUCUGUGUCCCAUUUGCAAAACAACAGCCUUGGCAACAUGAGAGAGGGUUUAUGUUUUGCAGGCUAUUUGAUCCUCAAAUUGGACAAAAAGGAGUGCUAUGAUGUUGGGUUUUUGCCUAAAAUGCUUCAUUAUGUCCAUUUGUCAUAUUGAUAAAUGCCUUGCUUCGCAUUGUUGUUCCGGUUGAAAGCCUAGUCAAUGGCCACCACUAGGUGAAAAGAGUCAUGAGCCAAAUUUUUACAUUUUUAAUUUUAUUUUAAGCCAGUGAUCUCCUAUUGGAGUGGCUGGAAAUUUCGAAUUCAGGAAAGCAAACUUGUACGACUUUUCAUUUAUUAAUGAAUGACUGGUUUAUGAA